AUGAUACGCUUGCAGUCUACGAGGCGAGUCGUCGCACUUGUCACGCAUCGUCAAUGGACGUGCCCGAAAUGUCUGCCGCGCCGGCUCUACUCGCAGAAGCUAGAAAAGCGCGAGCCUCCUGACCAUAGGAAGCUCGGUCACCAGCAGGAGCUCUUCAUCACCUCCACCUUCAGCCCUGGCUCACCAAUUUUCCUCCCUAAUGGAACGCGAAUAUUCAAUCGACUUGUGGAUUUCCUGCGAAAGCAAUACGUACGAUAUGGCUUCGAGGAAGUCAUCACCCCGACCAUUUACAAAAAGUCGCUAUGGGCCAAGUCCGGCCACCUCGAAAACUAUGCCGACGACAUGUACACAGUGACCGGAAACAAGCGAGCGUUAGCCCUCGGACACUCAGAGGGGUGCUGUGGCACGAACUCGAACGAAACCGCCGCGACGGAAGACGAGGACGACAGCGAAUACGGACUCAAACCCAUGAAUUGUCCUGGGCAUUGCCUCAUCUUCGCGUCGAAGCUGCAUAGCUAUCGAGAUCUACCAGUACGCUACGCCGAUUUCAGCCCUCUCCAUCGAAACGAAAUAUCGGGUGCGCUGUCUGGGCUCACAAGAGUGCGCCGCUUCCACCAGGACGACGGCCACAUCUUUUGCCGCCCUAGCCAGGUAGAGGAAGAAAUCAAGAAGACGCUCGAUUUUGUCAAAGUAGUCUAUGCUACGCUUAAAUUUGGCGUGAGCUAUCGAUUGGCACUGUCUACGCGGCCAAAGGACCACUUUAUAGGCACAGAAGACGAAUGGAACAGAGCAGAGGAUCGUCUUCGCCGCGCUUUAGACGCAUCAGGCAUGCAGUGGAGCGUCAAUGAAGGAGAUGGUGCUUUCUACGGGCCAAAGAUCGAUAUUGUGCUCCAAGACUCGGACGGCAAGGAGCACCAGACCGCGACGAUACAGCUUGACUUUCAGCUGCCGAAGCGCUUCGAGUUGGAGUACCAAGCACCGGCUCCUGAGUACGAGGCUCGUGGCGAAUCGACACAGGAUCCUGCUCUGCUGGCAGAGUAUGGCCCAGUACGACCAGUCAUGAUCCACCGCGCUGUGCUUGGCUCUGUGGAGCGUCUCAUGGCUCUUCUCAUAGAAAAUUACGACGGCAAGUGGCCAUUUUGGCUAAAUCCCCGCCAAGCCGUUAUUCUGACCGUCAACACGACUGCUCCCGUGGUGGAUUGGGCAGAUAAAGUACGCGACAUUCUGCUGGGAAAUGUUGCCAGUUCAUCCACUGGUAAUGAGCCCCCAGUAGCAGAUGCUGGCAUCGCCUUGUCAGGUCAAACAGGUCUUGCAGUAGACCUGGACACCACGGCCAGAUCAUUAGGCGCCAAGAUACGAGAGGCGCGUAACAACGGUUACAGCCAGAUACUUGUCGUAGGCGACGCAGAUGUGCAAAGUAAACAAGUCAGCCUGGGCAAGGAGCGCAUGUCGCCUGCCGAAAUGAGAGAUAGAAUGAUGGAGAUGGUGAACCGAUUCGAAUAA
Messenger RNA from Cordyceps militaris CM01, 1503 nucleotides. Its product is annotated as threonyl-tRNA synthetase. NCBI's taxonomy places the organism in Eukaryota, Fungi, Ascomycota, Sordariomycetes, Hypocreales, Cordycipitaceae. Gene Ontology annotation, molecular function: threonine-tRNA ligase activity; ATP binding. Gene Ontology annotation, cellular component: cytoplasm. The coding region runs from base 1 to 1503 and encodes 500 amino acids. The transcript has a single exon. Gene Ontology annotation, biological process: threonyl-tRNA aminoacylation. The record is from RefSeq and is a predicted model, not a curated record.